Molecule: messenger RNA, 1398 nt
Organism: Pygocentrus nattereri (red-bellied piranha)
Lineage: Eukaryota; Metazoa; Chordata; Actinopteri; Characiformes; Serrasalmidae
Product: natterin-3-like
Exons: 3
Coding region: 13-1221 (402 amino acids)
Source: RefSeq, a predicted model, not a curated record
CAGACUUCAAAGAUGAAGCUGUUUGCUAUCAUUGCUGUACUCCAACUGGGGGCUUGGUGUGCCCUUGCUGCUGAGACACCAGAUAAACCAAUAAGCAACCUGAAAAAGAUAGUGGAGAAAACAACACAUACAGAGAAAGUACCUCUACUGAACCCAAUUCUAGAGGGUAAAGUCCCAGAUCUCUCCAAUAAUGCUCUAGUCAUUGGCCCCCUAACACCUACAGAUCUUCAGGAACCGGUGAGCUAUUCGCACCUGUUUGACGACAACAUCAAUCUUAACUGGACCAAAUGGGAGGCCUCUCUUCCCAAUGGUGCUGUAGGCAUAUACAAUGGAUACACCAAGCGUACCGAUUACAUCUGCAAGUACAACUGUGAAGCAGGUUUCUAUACACCUAGCAAAGGCCCAUACUGCAACUACCCUUAUGGUGACAGAGAAUACCAUGCCCCUGAGUUCGAUGUCCUCGUCAACUUAGACAACUUUGAGUUUAUGGAGUGGAAGGAUGGCUCAUAUGGAUCAGUUCCCAACCACGCUGUUAGAACCUGUGGAGGAGUUGGCAUCUUUGUAGGCAAAAACAAGUAUGGGCUUGGCAAGGUUGUACCUCAGUUUGAAGCCUUCUUCCUUCCUUGGGAGGGUGAUGAGUACUGGUACAAGAAGUACCAAGUUCUGGCCAUCAACAGAGAUGCCUAUACUCAGCAUAUCUCCCAUGUAGAGUAUGGUAUCAAUGAAGUAGAACUUUUUCAUUACCCACCAGAAACCAUGAGGAUCUCCAGCGUGACCAACAAUGACUGCCAGGCCGUGACCAAGACAGUGACCAUCUCCAAGACCUCGGAGGUGGAGAGCACCUGGAACAUUGGCCGGUCCACUAUGCUUGGUAUCACGGCAGGUAUCACCGCCAAGAUACCCCUUAUUGGCACUGCUGGAGUGGAGUUCACUGGAGAGAAGACCCUGCAGUUUAACCGAGGAACCACUAUGGUAGAAGCUCUCAGCCAUGAGGUCUCCGUGCAGCUCACGGUGCCGCCCAACCACUCCUGCUCUGCACGCAUGGAGGGCCGCAAGAUCACCGCUGACAUCCCUUUCAAGGCCAGGCUCAGCCGGACAUAUGCAAAUGGAGAGACCCAGUGGACCUCUGUUAAUGGGGUCUACGAUGGUGUGCAGAUCGGAGAGGUCCGAGCAGUGGUGGACCGCUGUGAGCCGAUUCCAGACGCCAAGCCUUGUGCAUAGACUCAUACAAGCAUAGUGAAACAUUUCUGAAAUCAGGACAAUAUAAGUGGAAAAAUGCCAUUUGUGAAAAAGCUUCCAAAGUGUUUUUGACCAAACUGACUACAGACUUCAAUCAAUGCAAUUGAGAAGUGUGAUAUGCUAUCUUGCAACAGAAGAAUAAAGAAUAAAAACACAACA